AUAUUGUAUACUAAACGACACCGUGGUUGCGUUUAGAACAACCUUGUUGAUCACAAAUAAUAAAAAGAAAAGAGAAAUUUGGGCCGGCUUAAGACGAAAGCCCAAUAAUGAGGCGACGUCGUAUAAGGCACAACGGUCAUCUCCAAAUUUGGAAAACGACAAGAAACAGAGAAGAGAGAGUGAUGAAUCAUCAGGACUGUGAAUCAUGAAUGCAAAAGCUUUGUACGGAGGAGGAGAAAAAGUUUGCGAUUUCGUAGCCCUUGAUACGUUUGGUGACACACGAUGAUGACAUCUGUCCUCUCCUCUCUUUAGGGUUUUGCCGAGUAAUCCCAUUCUCUUGUAUAUAUAUAUACUAAAUGUUCAGAAACCUCUAGCUGCCUUUGGCUUACUACUCUGAUUCUGCUUGCGUUGUUUGCAUCCCCUUUGGUUAAGUAACUGCAGAUGGCACUCCCACCCUAUGAUCCCAAGUUCACAAUGGCAUUCCAAUUCGGCUACGAGCCAGAGAUUGAGACUGACCAUGAGCACGAUGAGUCUGCUUCUGCUGCUAUUGUAGCUGCUGAACUGAUCAGUUCUGCACGGCUUGCACUUAAGCUGGAUACUGUCCAUACUGAGUACUCAGCUCAGUAUUUGGUGGACAAUGCUCCUAGCUCACGCAGGCGCAAGCUCACUGUCAAAGGCUGCCUUGAGUUUGCGUUAAAGAAAGGCAUACCGAAAGCUGAAGAUUGGCCACAGUUGGGAUCUGUGUCAAAGCCUUCAUCAUCGUACAAACCUCCUCUCGUUUCCAUGAAAGGACAAGUCAUUGAGCCUAAGAAUAUGGAUCAAGUACGUGACUUGUUGUUGCAUCAACCCGUGGGAGCAAAACUGCAUGUGUUCAGUCCACACGUUGAACUUCAACAAGACGGAAUUUACUGUGGUUCGUCAGGUGAGCCAGCAACCUAUGUUGGGCUUAGAGAUGGGAUCGUUCUUAAAGUUGAGAAGAUCUAUGGAAAGUCCAUCGCAACAGUGAAGAUAUGGUACAAGCAGAAGUUCAUAUUUCUGAAAGUGGCUUUGAGCAGAAUGUUUUUUCACAACGGUCGUCGCCCAGGGAUGCCGGACAUAGGGCCAACGGUUCUGCUUGUUGACUUUUGUGUCCCACGCCUAUCCAUCGAUUAAGCAUCAUCUGUUAUCUUAAUAAGUAUCUAGGAUACAAUAUGCUACUAGUGGAAGGAUAUGUUUCUGGAGACUUUUUUU
Messenger RNA from Camelina sativa (false flax), 1230 nucleotides. Lineage: Eukaryota; Viridiplantae; Streptophyta; Magnoliopsida; Brassicales; Brassicaceae. The record is from RefSeq and is a predicted model, not a curated record.